Messenger RNA from Papilio machaon (common yellow swallowtail), 1307 nucleotides. Its product is annotated as pancreatic lipase-related protein 2-like. The record is from RefSeq and is a predicted model, not a curated record. The transcript has 8 exons. Gene Ontology annotation, biological process: lipid metabolic process. The coding region runs from base 64 to 999 and encodes 311 amino acids. NCBI's taxonomy places the organism in Eukaryota, Metazoa, Arthropoda, Insecta, Lepidoptera, Papilionidae. Gene Ontology annotation, molecular function: lipase activity.
AUAAGUUUAAAUAGUUUUACAUAUUACUAGUAUAUAGUUUAUUUUGUGAGUUUAAGUUUUAGAAUGCAGUCCUUGCCUUUAGUCUGCUUCCUAUCAAUAAUACAUCCACCAGAAAUCCAAUUUGAGAAUGCCGUUCUACAAGCCACGCCUGUCCAUAAAUCCAAAUGCCCAUAUGUCAGAAAGACACACGAUGUAUUGUUCCAGUUGUUCACCAGACACAACCCAACAGUAUACCAAGAAUUAGUAUUGAAUGACGAUGAAAAACUGUUCGCAUCAAACAUCAACUUCAAUGACCCAACAGUAAUAUACUUCCAUGCUUUUAUGGAACAAGCAACGGAUGGAUCUGCUCUUGUUGUCAGAGAAGCAUAUAUGCAACGUGGUGAUACAAAUGUGAUAAUUGUGGAGGCACAACGCUUAGAAGCGGGACCUUGGUAUUUCACCGCGGCUGAGAACACUUGGUAUAUAGGACGUUAUGCUGCUCAGUUCAUUGAUUAUUUAGUAUCAAGAGGUCUGAAUCUAUCCAAAACCCACUUUGUCGGACACAGUCUAGGCGCCCAGUCGGCUGGAGUCGCAGGAGCUUCUCUAACAUCAGGUCGCGUAGCCAGGAUAACCGGAUUAGAUCCAGCACUCCCACUAUUUGACAAAGUCCCGUUAGAACAAAGACUAGACCCGUCCGAUGCAGAAUUCGUUGACGUCAUCCAUACGGACUCUGGGAUUUUCGGAUUCCCAGGACCAAUUGGUCAUGCUGACUUUUAUCCCAAUGGUGGUAAGAGCCCUCAACCUGGAUGUAAUUUGGAAGUGGUGCUGCCGCAACAGCUGUUGUUAAAUAAAUUCUUCUGCAGUCACUGGAGAUCUUAUAUGUUCUACGCGGAGUCUGUGCUACGACCGAAGUCUUUUGUAGCCACAUCAUGCCCUUCCUGGCAUCAGUACAAAAACGGGGAGUGUGUGGAUGCUCCUAAUGUUCAUAUGGGAUACAGUACUGAUUCAAGGUAUGGUUAAAAGUUUCACACGAGGACAGGUAGAGUUGUAGACAAUGCAUUAAUACGUGAAGAUAGAAGAGUACUUUGUAAUUUUCUAUACUAAAGUCCAAUCGCGGAGCACGAAGAAUUUCGUACAUUGAACUGUCAUUACCUGUCUCUGUCACUCCCGCGUAAAUACAAUGUGUCUCGCUCGCACAGAUACAAUGGCCGCCGUCCUCAGGGAUUGUAAACCUUUUACUGGAGACUAUAAAGUUUGUUCUUUUGUAAUAAAUGUGACAGACGAGACGUCUUCGGAAAGCAGUUACUCCGAUACAGAAGAAUCGGAUU